AUGAACGUACCCAACACAGAGAAACAGAUCAAAAUCCUUGUCACCGGAGGCACUGGGCUUGUGGGUAGUGCUAUUCAAUGGGCUAUACGCAAUGUUUCAGGUACUUUUGGGAAGGAACAAAAUGAGGAGUGGGUGUUUCUCAGCAGCGCAGAUGCUGAUCUAAGGAACUAUGACGAGACGAAAUCAAUUUUUGACAAAUAUAAGCCAGACAAUGUCAUACAUCUUUCCGCCCGCGUGGGUGGUGUUUUUGAAAAUACAUCACGAAUGGCUGAUUUUGUGCGCGAUAACCUGUAUAUUGACCAGAAUGUGUUGCGUGUUUGCCAAGAGUUGGGUGUUGAAAAGGUUGUUUCUUGUCUCUCAACCUGCAUCUUUCCUGACCGAACAACUUAUCCGAUUAGUGAAAGGAUGUUGCAUGAUGGACCCCCGCAUCCAUCAAACUAUGGAUAUGCCUACGCAAAACGAAUGCUGGACAUCUCCAGUCGAGCGUAUCGGCAACAGUACGGCUGCAAUUUUACAUGUGUUAUUCCUACGAACCUCUACGGACCCAAUGACAACUUCAAUGAAGGCUGCCACUUCAUUCCCGGGCUCAUUAAACGAGUGGCUCAGGCCAAGCAGAGCAAGGCCUCUGUGAUGGUGGUCCCAGGAAGUGGACGAGCUCUGCGCCAAUUUCUUUACUCCCGAGACCUUGCCCGAGUUUUGAUAUGGACACUUCGGAAUUACGACGAAGCAGAACCCUUCAUUAUUUCCGUGGAUCCCGAUCAGGAGGUGUCGAUCAAAGAUGCCGUGACAAUGGUAUCGGAGUCCAGCGGAUUCGAAGGCGUUAUACAGUGGGAUACAAGCGCAACAGAUGGUCAGCUGAGAAAAACGGUAGACAAUGCUAGAAUGCGAGCUCUUCUUGGAAACUUCGAGUUCACAACCCUGGAGCAAGGAUUGAGAGAGACUCUGGCCUGGUACAGUGCGAACCAAGGACACAUCCGUGGCAUGGACGUUCGAAAAGAUAACCAAACGCCAAGAGGGUUACUAUAA
Molecule: messenger RNA, 1026 nt
Organism: Aspergillus chevalieri
Lineage: Eukaryota; Fungi; Ascomycota; Eurotiomycetes; Eurotiales; Aspergillaceae
Product: GDP-L-fucose synthase family protein
Exons: 4
Coding region: 1-1026 (341 amino acids)
Biological process (GO): nucleotide-sugar biosynthetic process
Molecular function (GO): GDP-L-fucose synthase activity
Source: RefSeq, a predicted model, not a curated record